Molecule: messenger RNA, 4937 nt
Organism: Cydia amplana
Lineage: Eukaryota; Metazoa; Arthropoda; Insecta; Lepidoptera; Tortricidae
Gene: PH
Product: polyhomeotic-proximal chromatin protein-like
Exons: 30
Coding region: 476-4813 (1445 amino acids)
Biological process (GO): negative regulation of DNA-templated transcription
Cellular component (GO): PRC1 complex; nucleus
Molecular function (GO): chromatin binding; histone binding
Source: RefSeq, a predicted model, not a curated record
CGUGAGCGUUAGAACGGGAUGGCUAUAGUAGCAUUAAUAAUCGCACAAACUCUAAUUUCGUCCCUCGCGCCCUUUCGUGUGCUUUCGUGCCGAUCUGAAUAACCGGUUUUGUUUGUGGAACGGUUGUAAACCCGACCGACCAAUGGCUGCUCUGGGUUUCCAGCAGGCGUUCUAUUGGCGACGGGUGAGCGGUUCGGUUCCGAGCGGGGUAGAGUGGGGUGGCGCGGGGCAAGGGUGCGCCUCACCGGUAGCGCGCGCAGUUGUGUUUCGCCAUUCGAAAAGAAGGUUAUUGUUGCAAUGAGACGGGCAUCGGACUAUCGAUAAAGUGUGUUUGUAUGUCGUUUUCGUCGAUAAUAAGUGUUGUGUUUACUUUCACCCGUGCGAAUGUCUCAAUCCUUACCUUUUUGUUUGUUUCUUUUAAUCACUGCCGCAUGGGACGGCGCUUACGUUUCAGUUAACCUUUUAUUUUGAAACGAUGGAACGUUGUUCUUAUGGUUUUUACACCAAAAGAUCGGAGAUACUAGACAACAUCCAAAAGAAGAAAGAUCAAGAUAAGGAGCAGAUUCAAAGUGCGGGGUUCCAGCAGGUGUCAAAAGGGGAGAAGGCCGGAGGCGGGCCAGAGAAUGCGAGCCCCGCAGUGACGCAGCAUGUCCCGGCGCAGCUGCUGUCCCCGCCCCCCGCGCCCGCGCACCAGGUCCAGCCCGCCGAGAAGGACAAGACCAUCAAAGUAGCCAACUCUACCACAAUCACACUCAUCGAGAACGGCUCUCUCAAUGCUGACAAAGACAAAGACGCUAACUACCCUAAAAACUAUUUCACUUUAGAGCCAAAGAAUGAUAAAAAAGAUGACACCAACAAAAAUAGUAUUACUAUAACUAGGACGGUGCCCAAACAGUCGCCUGGCCAGGACAAGCCAAAGGGGCAGCAGAAGCCAAACAAGAGGCCCUUGCAGUGUUUGGAAACACUUGCAGAAAAGGCAGGAAUCACUUUCGAGGAUAAAUACGAAGCUGCAAACACUCUAUUAGCGCUAGAUAAACAGAACAAUACCUUUCGAAGGCCCCAAGAAUUAAAACAGCCUAAAACGGAGCCGGAUAAUCUUGUUCAAAACGAGGAUUAUAGAUAUAGGAAUCAGAAAGAGGAGGAUGAUAAAUUGCAGAUCCAGCAGCAAAUAAUCCAGCAACAACAACAGCAGCAACAGCAAUUGCAGCAGCAACUACAGCAGCAGCAAUUGCAGCAGCAGUUGCAGCAACAACAACAGUUACAGCAGUUGCAGCAGCAGGCCUUGCAACGGCAGCACCAGGCCAUACAGCAACAUAUUAAAAACCAGCAAGACCAACAAGAGCUAUUGCAGAAGCAGUUUCAACAUCAACAACAGCAACAACAACAACAGCAGCAGCAACAACAGCAGCAACAACAGCAGCAGCAGCAACAGCAGCAGCAACAACAGCAGCAGCAACAACAGCAGCAGCCGAAACAAGAGCUACAGCAAGUUACUCAACAGCAAGAAUUGCAACAGCAAAAGUUUUUGCAGGUGGUGAACAACCAGCCGGUGCACACGCAGCAGUUCAACGUGCCCGGCAUCGGCGAGAUCAACCUCAGCUUCCUCGCCUCGCCGCAGAGCAACGUUAAUCUGCUCUUCGACAAGAGCCAGAAGGCCGGCAUGAGCGGCGACAUCAAACAGCAACAACAAUUAGUAGACGGUCAAUCGCAAGUAGUCCAGCAGCAGAUGAGCAUGGCGCAGCACGAGCAGACGCAGCAGCAUCACCAGACAGUCACGGUCGUCUCCUCCAUGCCCAGCUCCCUGGCCGCGCACCAGGUCCAACAACAGCAGUCAGCGGCGGGCAUGCAGCAGCAGACGAGCGCCGGCAUCUCUAGUAUGCCGCCGCUUCAGAGCCUGCCCCCGAACACGCAACACCCGCAGCAAAUCAGCGCCGAAUGGGGCCACAGCCGCGUGCAGGUGAUCCAGCAGCCGCUGCAGAACAGCACGUACCUGCAGCAGCUGUACAACGCGCAGGGCCCGCUGCUCAUGCCCGGCAACAUCCUGCACCCCGGCAUCAACUCGCAGCAGAUACAGGUGAUCGCCGCGGGAAAGCCGUUUCAGGGCAACCAACUGGCUCCGCACAUGUUGACUGCGCAGGGCAAGCAAGUACUGCAGGGGCAAGCCGUAAACUUUGCAGGUCUAACGACGUAUCAGGAACAAGCUCCGUUCCCAGGCUACACGACGAUCCCCACCAUCCCCACCACGCAGAACCAGACGUUCGUGUUCAGCCCGCUCGGCGUCAUCAACUCGCAGCCCAGCCUGCUGCCCGCGCACUCGCAGCCCUCCGCCUCCGGCAUCUCGCACCAGAAGACUAAUGAAAUGCACAAGGUGAUGAGCGGCGGCAAGGUGGCGGGCGGCAAGGCCGGCGCGGUGGCGAGCGGCGCCACGGCCAUGCCGGUGGCGGCGCAGUGCGUGCAGGUGUCGCAGCCCGUGCUCGGCGCGCAGCAGCAGCAGGCGCAGAUCAUUAGCCCGCUCCAGAGCGGCGGCGGCACGAUGCAGUUCGCGCCGUGGCAGAUCUCGGGCGCGCUGCCGCAGGUGUGGGCGGGCGGGCUGCAGGCGGGCGUGCCCGCGGGCCCGCUGCUCGCCUCCAACCCGAUCUUCCUGCGCGGCGCGCAGCCCGACGCGCCCUCCAUGUUCAUACAGCACUCGCCGCAGAACACGCACACUCACAACAACGCGAGCGUGGCGUGCGCGACGGGCACGAUGGCCAAGCCGCGCGCGUCCACCGAGGGCAUGGCCAAGGCGCCGCGGCCGCUGUCCACCAUCAUGCCGUCCGGCGCCAUCCGCCCCGCCUCCUCCGUGUCCACACAGACCAACGCCAACCAGGCGCAGAACCAGGCAAAGCACCGAGGCAAGCCGGGGGUGCGGUCGCCGGCGCCGGCCGCCAAGCAAGACGCCGCCAACCAGACCAACAAGAUGCAGCACCAGAUGCAGCAGCCCAAGCAACAGGUAUUACUGAUGAAUUCGAGCGGGCAGAUGACGCAGAUAUCGAGCGUGCAGGACAAGCAGCCCAUCACGAAGACCAUCCAGCAGCAAGCGAUCUUGCAGCAGCAGGCGUUGCAGCAACAGCAACAACAACAGCAGCAGCAGCAACAACAACAACAGCAGCAGCAACAGUUGUUGCAUCAGCAGCAAACGCAACAGAUGGUGCAGCAUUAUCAACAACAAGGAAUGACCCUGGGCAUGCAGCAAGGCUCGCUGCCGGUGGGGUCGGUGGCGCAGAGCCUGCCCAUGGCGGGCAUCCCGCAGACCAUCUCCAUGGUGCAGCAGAUACAUCCGGGCGUGCAGCUGAGCGGCAUGUCGCAGGCGGGCACGCUCGUGGGCCAGCUGGGCGCGGCUCAGCAGGCGCAGGGCACGCUCGCGCAGGUGCAGGCGCUGCAGCAACCACAGACUCUCGUCGGCAGCGGGCUCGUGCAGACUUCAGUGGGGAUGGCCGUACAGCAACAAGCCGCUUUGAACCAUUCCACUGCGAUGCAAACAGUGGGCGGUGGGCUGAGCUCGCCGCAGCUGACGCUGGGCGGCGGGGGGCUGCUGGCGGCGGGCGGCGCGGUGCCGCUGCCGCAGCCCGCCGCGCACGUGGUGCACGUCAAGAGCGAGGACGACAAAAGCGCGCCGCACUCACAGACGCCGGUGCAGCAGAUAGCCCCGCAGCCGAUGGCCGCGGAGCCGGCGGGCGAGCCGGCCGGCUCGUUCCCCGCGCCCGCGCCGCCCGCCCCGCCCGCCUCCGCCGCCGACACUCCGCCCACGCCCACCGCCACCGUCGGUCCGGCUAAUGGCGAGUCGAAGUCAACCGAAACCAAGCAGGAGCCAGAGGCGGCGGCCGCAGCGCCCGCCCCCGCCCCUGCACCUACGGCCGCCCCCGCCCCCGCGCCCGCCCCUUCGCCUGCGCCCGUGCCUAGCAGCGCGCAGCACACCACACCUUCAGCGUCCCAGGUGGCGACGACGGUGGCGGCCAGCGCGCCGGCCAGCACCACGGCCGCCAUCACGGCGCCCGUGUCCGCGGGCGCGCCGCUCUUCAAGAGCACGCAGUGCGCGCCGCGCCACAUCAGCCAGCCAGACAAAGGGCUACCAAAAGCGAUGGUGAAGCCCAACAUCCUGACGCACGUGAUCGAGGGCUACGUGAUCCAGGAGGCGGGCGAGCCGUUUGCAGUGAACCGGCCGCUGCGCGAAUGGGCGGCCGACAAGGACGACAAGGAAAACAAGCAGCCUUCCAGCGACGAGCCCCCGCGCAAGCAGAUCAUCCGACUGCUGCCUGACCAAGAGAAUUAUACAGUAGUCCUCGCCGGGCUCAAACGCAAAAAGCAAAUGUUGGAAAGUGGCAGUAGCGGACAUCAUCAUCUACCCCGCAUCAGCUCGAGCCACGAGAAUGACCGGGAGAGCAACGCCGGUGCGCGAGCGGCGGCGGGCGCGAGGGCGGGGGCGGGGACGGGGGCGGCGGCGGGGGCGGGGGCGGGGGCAAACGUCAAGACCGAGGGCGCCGCCAGCGCCGAGCCCGCGCAGGCGGCCGACGACACCGCCACCAAGCCGCAACUACCCAAUGUCAACAAGUGGACGGUGGCCGAGGUGUGCGAGUUCAUCCGCAGCAUCCCCGGGUGCGCGGGCUACGCGGACGAGUUCCUCAUGCAGGAGGUGGACGGCGAGGCGCUGCUGCUCAUCCGCGCCGAGCACCUCGUCAUGGCGCUGUCCAUGCGGCUCGGGCCCGCGCUCAAGAUCGUGGCCAGCAUCGACGCGCUGCGCCCCGACUCCGACCAGCCGCAGCACGACCACGACUGAGAAUUGCUUUAAGUCCAUCCCGAGUGGGCAUCAAUAGAGUUAAGUACUACAGAAGUUUAGUGAUGUGUUCAUAGUUAAUUGUCCCAAGAAACGACUUGUGUAAAGUAAGUAAAGUAUAUAGUUU